AUGGCUCGCAUUGCACCGCAAAAGCGAAAGGCUAGUCACGUGGACUCGGUGGAGCGAGGUGAGGGUGUACCGCUCGGUCCACAGGCGGACAGGGAUGCGGCGAAGUUUGGUAGCGCUGGCGUCAUGAUGGUCAAGUGUGUACCUCGACUAGGCGUAGGUGUAGUGUACAUAUGCGUACAAGCUCCAGACGGCCAAAUUCUGCUCUCGCAACAAGAAGUCAAAGGCCCGCACGGCACACUCUGCGACAUGCAAUCUCCCCCACACCUCCCACCAGCCUCAACCGCGGGGCAGGACGUGAUUGAGCCAAGAUUGACGGGGGAGGCAGAAAUGCCAGCGCAGUCAUGCCUAGGUGUCUCUGCCCUGGCUGUCGCACCCCCGCCAGGCCAUGUUCGUCUUAUUCAUGGGCGCCUGGCCAAUCACGUGUGUCCCUCCAAGCCAACACCCUCCCGGCCCAAGACUCGUACCAAAUAUAAAAGUACCACCAAGGUCCUUCCCUUCAACAGCUUGGUGCAUCUCGACCUCGGGCAUGGUUUCAGGAAGCGCCGCGUUCGGGAGCUGUUUAUGCCACGACAGUGCUCCUGCGGUGUUACUGAGGCCUGCAAACCCGCAGGCCAGGUAGAGGCAAUGGCACUACAGGGCAAGUUGCAUGACGGUACUUUGCUAUCUACUGUCGGCUCCUGUGCUAGCCGGCCGUCUCCCUGUGGCACGUAACUUUAUUUCUCCCCCCAUAGUAGUUGGGUGUUUGUGCCUCACGACUGCACUCCGCGUUCCGCACUCCGCAUUGCGCACUUGGGCACUCCACACUCUGCACGUAAUGCGUAGAGGAUAGAGUGCUGAGUGCCGUUGCUGACUGUCCAGGCACUAGGCCGCCACGUGCUUCACGCCGACUGCCUUAGUCAGCCCACAACACAUGUGCGCCAAUUUAAUGCUAGUACAAUCUAGUAGAAUCUAUUACCCCGCCGUCAGUAGUAGGGAUGACCGCAAGUAGAG
Bipolaris sorokiniana ND90Pr is the source of this 990-nucleotide messenger RNA. RefSeq lists its product as uncharacterized. The coding region runs from base 1 to 711 and encodes 236 amino acids. Lineage: Eukaryota; Fungi; Ascomycota; Dothideomycetes; Pleosporales; Pleosporaceae. The transcript has 3 exons. The record is from RefSeq and is a predicted model, not a curated record.